Molecule: messenger RNA, 2917 nt
Organism: Vespa mandarinia (Asian giant hornet)
Lineage: Eukaryota; Metazoa; Arthropoda; Insecta; Hymenoptera; Vespidae
Source: RefSeq, a predicted model, not a curated record
AAAGAGAGAGAGAGAGAGAGAGAAAGAAUUUUCAUCCCAAGAAUAACGUAAUCGUUCCUUUUCUCUCAAUCACGUUAAUGAUAAGUUUCACUUGAUAAGUUUCUCUUUGUACUCUAACUUGAAUCAGAUUAAUUUUUUUUUUUCUUAAUUGUUCUCAGAGAAGCGAGUACCUAAAUCCUUAUAUCAUCUUAGAAGUUCUUAAAAAAUUCUAAGUCUUCUAAUGACCUUAUCUCAGCACUUCUAUUCGAGUGAUUCUAUUUUAUAAUUGUCGUUCUAAUUUUUUUGAUAUGAUAAGGAUUUGAAUGGUGGUAGAUAAAGAGAAAAAAAAAAAUAAUAAAAUAAAAAUAAAAAAAGAAAGAAAAAAGAUUAAGUUGAUUGACCGAUUGAUAAACGUACGUCAACCACCUUACGUCAGUUUUACGUAUAUCUAUAUAUAUAUAUGUAUAUAUAUAUACAUAUACACACACAUACAUCUUUCUAACCUCGGCUAUAAAGUAUCGACGAGUGACGUCGAUUUAGAAGGUAGUGUCUCACAUAAGUGUCUUAUACGAGUCGAGAUGAAUCAUCCAAGAAAACAGGAGAUUGCUGUUGCUGCUGCUGCUGCCGCUGCUACCGCCGUCUUCGUCUUCGUCUUCGUCGUCGUCGUCUUCGACGUCGUCAUUGGCGAGAGCCCCCCGUUAUUUUCAGAGGGCCGAAUCACACCGGUUAGAAAUAAACGCGGACUCGGAGGCUAGUCGUUGCGCAAAGCCCGCGAACAUCGUACUUGACUUAGUUUCGCGUUUGAUGGCCCCUGGCUAUACGGUUGACCGCAGUCUCUCGUGAUUUUUCCGAUACACCCCUUUUUUUCUUCAAUCGCGCUUACUUCGUUUCUUUUUUAAAUAUGAUCGCUCAAAGAAGGAUCGACUUCAAUCAACUGGCCAAGCCGGCAAAUUUACAAAACAGCGCUGUUCUACGUAUGCUCGAAGAGGAGGAAGCAAGACAACGAGGUGGUCAACCAAAUUUGAAACGUGUUGCUUGGCCACCACCUCCUGAAGAUCAAGAUCUUGACUUCGUUGAACAAGGACCUGUACAAGCGAAGACCCGUGGUAUCGGUGAGGUUCCCUCGUACCAGAGCAGUCCUUCAUCAGGUCCAUCACCCCAACCACCGUCAACGAUAGCUCGUUCAUCGACUCAGAGUGUCCUUCCAUCAUCUCCGUCGCCAUCGAUCAGUCCAAGUGGAACACUUCUGCGACAACCAUCGCAUUUUCAACAACCAUUUGCACCUAAAGGUUGGGCACCUGUUACACCACCUGCUACUUCACCUAUUCUACAACAACAUCCUCUUCAAACUUGGUCCAAUCAACCACAACCACAACAACAACAACAACAACAACAACAACAACAACAACAACAACAGCAACAGCAAGCUCAGACUACAUGGAAGCAGCAUUCUCAAGAGCAUAACGAGCGAACGAGACAACAGAAUCAACCGUAUCAAUCCUACGGUCCUGCAUCUUACGAAGCACCACCGUCUACUAUUGUUCUUAGACCGGAGCCUCCGAUCUCACAGGCACCAGCACCGGUGUACCAAGCACAACCUGCUGCAACGAAAGCUCCAAUCAGUGGUAACAUGAGAGGAGAUCUCAAAUGGCCACCACCUUCCGUAAAAGCACAAACGGAAGCUGAGAAUAGAGCCAGGAUGGAAUUGGCUAAAGGACCUGCAUUCAGGCCACGCCGAGUUAACAAGGAUUACAGCGGAUUUUUUGCUCAACAUGCUCUUAACAAUAGCUAUCCAGGUUACAGAGCUCCACCAGGAACUCAAUACUUUACUCCAUCUUAUCAACAUUAGCAGAGGCAUUCUAUAAUAUAUUCGCAUUAUAUUUUCGCCUUAAUAUUAUAUAGAUUUUUUUUAGGAUAUCUGCGCAAAUUCUGAUAAUGCCAAUCGACGAAUUACUUGAAAUGAAGUUUCUCAGGUUCUUUUUUUGUCUUUUUUUUUUCCUUUUUUUCUUUUCAAAAUUAGAUUCAUCGAGAGAAAUGAUAUGACUGACUCUUUAUUGAUGAAUUAUUUUAUUUAACAUAAUUUUAAUAUAUUACUCAUCUCUUUUCAUAUAGGUCUUGGCAAGCUCGUUGUACAGAUUUCCUGUGUCGAGAAUAUAUAUAUAUAUACAUACACAUAUAUAUAUAUAUAUAUGUAUAUGUAUAUGUAUAUGUAUAUGUAUAUGUAUAUGUAUAUGUAUAUGUAUAUGUAUAUGUAUAUAUGUAUGUAUGUAUCUAUUUACAGAGACUGACCGACCCGUAAAUUAUCAUAAUUUUACAUCAUUCUAUCUUUCUUUUUUCUUUCUUCUUUUUCUUUUUUUUUUUUUUUUUUUUUUUUUUUUUCUUUAGUCGCAUAAACAUUUUGAUAAAAAAAAAAUUAUGAAACAAAUUUAUGCACAAGUAUGCUUUCUACGUUUCUUUUUCUUUCGUGUUGACACUUUUAGAGAUCAUGACAUAUAUAUAUAUACACGUUUUUAAAUGAAAAAGUUCAUAGCAAAAUGAUAUGCGAAAAUUGAAUGCCCAAAUAAUGCUAGAAAUAAACAAAGAAUAUUUAAACGAUCAAACGAUAUCGAAUUAAUAUAUAGAAUAAUAUCAAUAGACGAACGAGAUAUUCGAAUGCUAUAUAAUUAAUUAUAUUAUGGAAUCGAAGAAAACACAUUAACGCACUAAAGCAUAAUUUAAUGUCGCAUAAUAGUUUUUUUUUCUUUUUUGUUUUUUCUUGUUUUUUUUUGUUUUCUUUUUUUUUUUUUAUUUUUAUUUUUUUUUUUUAUUUUUUUUUUCUAUAAAACGUAUCUCCUUUUAUAAUAAAAUUUGGCACUAACGUGUCUAUGAAUAACUAACGAUACGUUUGUAAUUAUGUAAUUUAUUGUUGUGGAGAGAUAAAUAAAAUGAUCUUUACAAA